Messenger RNA from Sungouiella intermedia, 1518 nucleotides. Lineage: Eukaryota; Fungi; Ascomycota; Pichiomycetes; Serinales; Metschnikowiaceae. The record is from the annotation of a GenBank genome assembly.
AUGGACUGCGAUACCUCGAUGUCGGGGCUAAGUACCCCCAUCAAGAAAAUCAGAAACCUCUCGUUGUCUAGUCCCAAGCCUCCAAGUCCCGUACGGUACCCCAGUAUGAGUGACUUCCCUAUUAAGUCAGACUUCACUAUCAGUCCCAAACUAGCCAACUCCAAUUAUGGUCAUUCCAAUUUUUCUUCCUUCAACGACUAUGUUCACGUUGAUGAAAUCAAUUCUGACCCCAUUUUCCAAAAUAUGGUUGAUAAGGGCUACUCUCGAACCAUCAGCAACAAGGUGCUUCAAGAAUUGGACUCCAGAGCUAAUGAAAUCUCGUCCCGAAUGGUUCCCACGCCCCUGAUGGCGACCAUGUCCGCACAAAAGAAGAAGAAACGAUACUCGGGCAUUCACAGGCCGCUUUUCUCCAAGAUGGACUCCAUCUCAUCACAUUAUGCUGCCUCUCGGUCCCAUGGUGACUCUUCACCAGCUAAAGACUUCCUCUCGAGUGCUACAAAGAAGAGAAGGACGCUCAAUGGACCCGAAGAGAUUUUUGGGUCUGAGAAAGAGAAUGAAUCUCCAUCUAGAAAAGUUGCAGGUCGUCCAGACUCGUUGCAACCUUCGACUCAACGGCUCUCUCCACAACGUUCACAUUCUCCACAACUCACUCACUCUCUACAACAUUCACACUCUCCACAGACAUCGCAGAUCCCUGUUUUUGGCCAAAAUGUUCGUCUGCACCAAGCAACUCCAGUGUUGGGCGCAGCUCCUUCUUUAGCUGCUCCAACUCGUGCCAAUCCUGCCAAUCUGCUUCAUUCGUCUCCAAUAAGGCAAGACAAUUCACCAACACGUAUUCCGUUUCCGAGUCUGACUCUGGUGUCGCCUUCAAAAUUUAACAAGAUCUCGCCAUCCAAGGGUUCCAUGAACUUGAACCUGUUAUUGCAAGGCGAUGACAAUUUUGUGAAACCUGCGCCCAAAAUCCGCCAGUCGUCAUUGCAGAUGGCCGGGGUAUACCAGAAUGAUGGCUCAACGUUGCAGAAGAAGCCCUCCAUUGCUUCUCUCCAGAAAAAACCGUCCAUUCCGUCAUUACAAAAGAAACUGUCCAUUCCCUCACUACAGAAGAAGCCAUCGAGCUCCACGCUUCAGAAAAAGCCAAGUAUACCAACUUUUGGCUCUGGCAUUGGAUCCACUUAUACUGGCACUUUGACUUCCUCUACUGUAAUGGACGCCUCACCCUCAAUUCCUUCUCUCCAGAAGAAGCCUUCGGUUCCCUCUUUUGGAAAAACACCGUUAACCAAAAAACCUUCAUCUCAGUCGUUGCGCACUCUCAACAAGAAAUCUUCAACAUCCACUUUGAACAAGGUGACGGUGCCGCAGCCUUUCUCGCUUUAUGACCGACCAACGAUUUCAUCCUCGCAGAAGAGCUUGAGCUCGUGUACUUCGUCGACGAGCCAUCGCUCGCUUAAUACCCUUCAGAACCUGGCCAGUCAAAGGUCGCUCAAUAGGUUUCAGAAAUUCAAGAGCCGGUUUUCUUGA